Molecule: messenger RNA, 2765 nt
Organism: Schizosaccharomyces japonicus yFS275
Lineage: Eukaryota; Fungi; Ascomycota; Schizosaccharomycetes; Schizosaccharomycetales; Schizosaccharomycetaceae
Product: cation diffusion family zinc membrane transporter Cis4
Exons: 1
Coding region: 237-2387 (716 amino acids)
Biological process (GO): zinc ion transport; transmembrane transport; intracellular zinc ion homeostasis
Cellular component (GO): endoplasmic reticulum membrane; membrane; Golgi membrane
Molecular function (GO): monoatomic cation transmembrane transporter activity; zinc ion transmembrane transporter activity
Source: RefSeq, a predicted model, not a curated record
CACACUUUUUGGUCUAAAGCUGCUGCCAUUCCACGAGAUUGUCUCCUUGAGAGCACAGCUGUAAGGCUGUUUCGUCCGUUUUGAAAAGUCCAUUUCUCUGUUUUUCUUGCAUCUAUUUGCACAUUCUUUGAGUUCUUUUUGGAAAAAGUAGUUGACUUCGAGUUCUUUUAGACUUUGCUUUCUUCUCUGAAUCGUCUCACGGAAAUACGUGAAAGACGUCAUCUUGUUUUGGAGCAAUGUUGUCGGCAUCAGAUAGUAGUCUUCAUCAUUCUCAUUCGUUAUUAAAGAAGCGGGAUAUCACUUUAAAACCAGAAUAUUCCGAUAAAAAAAAGCCUUUUAACUUUUCAAAACAGCUGCUGUUAAACUACGACUGGCUGGGAUGGAUCUCUGUGAUUUUAACAUUCUUCUUAAGCAGGGACUAUUCGGGACUUGACAGUAGACUGUUGACGAUAAACCCAUUUUUUCUCCUCACAAUACUUCUUUUUGUUGCUUUCACUACUCAGUACUUGGGUAUCUGUUCAGAAAGCUACCGCGAGUUUCGAGUCGUGAAUGUCAUAUCGAGUGCUUUGUCCCAGACUUUUAUCAUUCUUGGCUCGAGCAGGCUUGAAGUCCUGCUCUGCAUAGCCACAUUUAGUUGUGUGCAUCAUCUAUUCUCUGAGCAUUUCAACCUUGGUGCUACUAGUAAACACCAAGUUGAAAAACUAUUGCUGUCGUUGAGCUUGUUUGGCUUUACUCUCGCUUUCCAUCUCAUAAAAACACAUUCGUUCUCAUCCCUAUUCGGCAUUAGCUGUUCUUAUGCAUAUUUAUUUCUAGGAGCCCUCAUUAAAUUCGUUUCUACAUUGAAAUUACAGCUUUCAAAGAUUCAGCAAAUUUCUCUGUUCCUACUUCCCGCUCUUAUUUGUGUGCUCUGCCAACUAAACUAUCUCCCAAAUGGAAACAUUACCUUACCCGUAAUCCCCCUUUCCUUCCUAUGCAUACUUCAGGUGUCAGCUAUGAGCUGGCAACCAUUUAAUCGUAUCUACAAACGCAUGAACCGUACCCAUGUAUCUUUCUUCGUCGUUUUCUUCCUUAGCGCUUUAUCUCUUGUCGUGGAUACGAACAACUCCAAUGUUCUUCUGCGACCAUGCGAAUUCAUUUGUGCACUUGUGCUCUUUGGGCCCGAAAUUGAGUUCGAUACCAACAUCUUUGGAAACUAUAAGAGAUUGCGUUUCGCAUAUCGAUUCAUUGAAAGUAUCCUGGAAGAAAAAGAAUCGCGCAGCAUUUUUUAUUUCUUUCUUCUGAAUGCCACCUACAUGAUAGUGCAGAUAGUUUAUGGUUUCUGGUCGAAUUCACUUGGACUAAUUACUGAUGCUAUUCAUAUGAUGUUUGAUUGCAUUGCCGUUCUUGUUGGUCUUAUUGCAACAGGUCUGGCCAAGCUGCCUUCUUCUGAUAUGUUUCCCUUUGGUUUUGCCAAAAUCGAAUCUUUGUCGGGUUUCACGAAUGGUAUUUUUCUACUCUUGAUAUCAAUCUCUAUUGUCCUGGAGGCAGCCUUCCGUUUAUUCUCUCCACCUGAAAUGAGAACAGAACAGCUUCUUACUGUGAGUAUUAUUGGCCUAUUGGUGAACCUAGUUGGUUUGCUUUCUUUCAGUCACGGCCAUGCACAUUCUCACGGACACGGAUCGUGCCCUCACUCUCAUCACAAGCCUCACGAUUUUGCCCUCCCAAACACGAACAAAGACGCAUGUGUGCAACCAUUUGUGCGCGAAAAUAGCCUUGAUGAAACCGAACAAGAACAUGAGCACGAACAUGAUCACGAGCAUGAUCACGACGAACAUUCUGAUGAAGAUGAACACAAUCACGAUCACGACUUAAGUCAUAAUCAUAUUCACGAAACGCAUGCUAUACACAACCACUGUCACUCGCAUUCCGAACACAGUCAUCACCAGGAUUCAAACAUGCGCGGCAUUUUAUUACACAUCAUGGCCGAUACAAUGGGAUCUGUUGGUGUGAUUGUUUCUACAAUUUUAAUUAAGUGGUUUGGCUGGACCGGCUUUGAUCCCAUUGCUUCCAUUCUGAUUGCCGUUUUGAUUUUUGUAUCGGUACUUCCUCUAAUUACUUCCUCUGCAAAAAACCUAAUUCUUUACGCUGAUCCUGGAGUUGAGUACUCAUUAAAGCAAUGUCUCUCCGAUUUAUCAGUCUCGCAUUCUAUCGUGAGCAUUUCUAACCUUAAGUUUUGGUCUGCCAGCAACGGCGACGUUAAUGGUAUUCUACACGUUCAGGUUGGAGUGGAUGGAGACCUUAGUAAUGUACGAGAUGCUGUUGAAACCAAAUUGAGAUUGGCAGUCCCCACUCUGAAGCAGUUAUUCGUACAAACAGAACGUCCAAACACCUGCUGGUGCGGAAAAUAAUACUACAUUUGUGACAUAUUUCUGAUACGUAUUUAAGUGACAGAUAAACAUUUUUAUUCUAUAAUGUUUUUAAUGAAAGCGAUUCUAAGAACACACCCAAGUCCGAUUUUUUGCAUUCAAUAACGCUAGCUUCAAAAGAGUCCAUUCUAAUUUUUGCAGACGUCAUGUUUGCGACCUCUUGGAAAGCAAGUCCAAACUUGUUGUGGCCAUGACCAUCAUCUUCAUCUUUUGAUGAAAAUGUAGAAGUGCUUGUGCCAACUAUAAGGUAACUGUCUUUCUCUUCUUGUAGAGCAGCUAAAACCAGCGGGAGAUGUUUCAAUUUACCCAUCUCUUUUUCUUGUUGCUAGAUAUUGUUAAUACAGACUUUCGAAUAUACUA